UCAAGUGUCAAACCACAGAGUACUUUAUGUUAUAUGUCAAACUAAAAGUUAUUAUUUUUUGUCAUUAAGUUGUAUUUUUCUGUAUAAAUUAACGUUAAAUCCAGUUGGUGAUAUAAAGAAAACUAAUACUUUACGUCCCAAUUAAAUACAGUGAUAUUUAAUAAUAUUGUAUUUUCCUUCAAGUGCAAAGUAUCUGUCGUCUGCCUAAAAUAUAACUGCGUAUACAUACCAAUUAUGUCCUCAAAUAUUCCCGAAUGCCCUCCAAGUCUUAAAUCUAUCCAGCAUUAUUUAAAAACUGCAACUGAACACGAUGCUAGAGAUCCUGUGGUUGCCUAUUGGUGUCGACUUCAUGCAUUACAAGUCGGGUUGAAAAUCACGACCAAGAAAACGCCCGAAGAAACCAAAGUGUUGAUGGCAAUUAUGGAUUGGUUAGAAGAAGCUAAAAAAGUCCACAAAGAUAAUGAAGCUAUAAGCAAUGAAGUAGCUGCUCAAGCACAUCUUGAAAAUUAUGCAUUAAAGUUGUUUUUGUAUGCUGACAAACAAGACCGAGAACAGAAUUUUGGAAAGAAUGUAGUUAAAGCAUUUUAUACUGCUGGAAUGAUUUAUGAUGUUCUUUGUACAUUUGGAGAACUUACUGAUGAAGCGGCCCAAAACAGAAAAUAUGCAAAGUGGAAAGCUGCUUAUAUUCAUAAUUGCCUAAAGAACGGCGAGACUCCUGUCCCAGGUCCCAUGCCAAUAGAAGGGGAAAACAAUGAGAAUUCGGCUACCGAUGAUCAGCCUGCAUCUGACAGCACUUCUCAAGAUAUGGGUUUCACUGCAGUACCUCCAGCAACACCUACUAUUCCCACUAGUUUUAGUAACACUCUUCCUGAUCCCAAUGCAGCAUUAAAGGCAGCGUCACAGUUACCACCGGUGCCAUACACCCCAGACCCAAAUCCUGGUGGAUUUGUACCUUACGAUCCUUCUCAGCAACCACUACCCAAUCCCACACCACUUUACGGUGAUAGUAUGACAGCUAUCGCUCAACUUACACCUGAUCAAAUAUCAAAAGCCCAAAAGUAUUGUAAGUGGGCAAGCAGUGCAUUGAAUUAUGACGACAUUAAAACUGCAAUUAAUAAUCUGAAAAACGCCUUAGAGCUAUUGCAAACUGGUCGUGAUCCUGCUUAAUAUUUAUUUUUGCUUUGUAUCUAAGAGGAAUUUUCCACAUCAGGCAAUUAAUUCAUCAUAAAAUAUAUCACAACUAAGUUUUUCUUCAUGCAACACCAGAGAAGUUAUAUUUUCUUGAAUAAAAUUAGCUCUGUAUUGCUUCUGGUCUCCAUAACUUUGAAAACACUUAAAGUUUUAUGAUAUUACCUUGCAGUAUGUAGCUUUGUGAAUAUAUAAUGCAAUUAUAGGUAUUCCUUUUUGACUACAAACACUUAAUAUGAAAGUAAAAUACACAAUGUUAUUUGUUGAUUUACUAAAAUGUAUAAGAUAAGUUUUUAUUUUUAUAUAAUGACAAUAAUGUUUAAUUUUUAUUAACAAUUUUAAUGUACAAAUU
Messenger RNA from Diatraea saccharalis (sugarcane borer), 1540 nucleotides. The record is from the annotation of a GenBank genome assembly. NCBI's taxonomy places the organism in Eukaryota, Metazoa, Arthropoda, Insecta, Lepidoptera, Crambidae.